Molecule: messenger RNA, 2142 nt
Organism: Cryptococcus amylolentus CBS 6039
Lineage: Eukaryota; Fungi; Basidiomycota; Tremellomycetes; Tremellales; Cryptococcaceae
Exons: 7
Coding region: 1-2142 (713 amino acids)
Biological process (GO): signal transduction
Cellular component (GO): protein phosphatase type 2A complex
Molecular function (GO): protein phosphatase regulator activity
Source: RefSeq, a predicted model, not a curated record
AUGAAGGGGCUCAAGAAGGCCAUGAACCUGUCCCGUACCAAAUCCGAAAAGUCCAAAUCACCCAACCCGCCCGCCCACAAACCCCAACCAGGCGGAUCAAACCCCCCCUCCCCCUCCGUCAACUCGCCCAACAGGCCAGCCGCUGACCAGGGUAAUGGCCAGUCCCAAGGCGCCUCAAGCAGCCAAGGUCUCCAGGGCGGCGCGCCCAUUACCCCCCGUCGAUCGCCCGUCUCUGACAAGACGUCGCCUGCCCCGCCGCUCGUCGUCAUUUCAGGCGCGCCCCAGCAGCCCCCUGUCAACAGCGAGAUGCCGCCCGACCCCAUCCCCCACAGCCCUCACGGCAGGUAUGGCUCGCCAGAGAGGAAUCUGGGCCCUGACGGACAGCCGACGCCCCCCAAGGCUGGGCCCCUGAACAGACUGAGAGGUCCCAAGGACACUAUUCCUGUCGUUGGCAAGACCCCGAGGAAGCAGAGGAGCAGCAGAUUCUACGUCACGGAAAAGGUCGAGAUUGAAAAGCUGCCUGGAUUCAAUGAGGUUCGACCAGAGCAGAGGAAUGAGCUUUUCGUUCAAAAGCUCCAGCAGUGCCGUGUGCUGUUUGACUUUAACGAUGCGAGUAGUGAACUCGAGGGCAAGCAGAUCAAGUCUCAGACUCUGCACGAAAUGCUCGAGUAUAUCACUACUCAACGCGGUGUCAUCACAGAGGCCAUCUACCCCGAGGUCGUCAACAUGUUUGCGACCAACCUCUUCCGGUCCAUCCCUCCUCAAGUCAAUCCCACCGGCGACGCCUUUGACCCCGAAGAAGACGAGCCCGUGCUCGAGCUCGCUUGGCCUCAUCUCCAAAUCGUCUACGAGUUCUUCCUCCGAUUCGUCGAGUCUCCCGACUUCAACACCAACAUCGGCAAGCGCUACAUUGACCAGUCUUUCGUCCUCCAGCUGUUGGAGCUCUUUGACAGCGAAGACCCCCGCGAGCGCGACUUUUUAAAGACGACUCUGCACCGAAUCUACGGCAAGUUUUUAAACCUCCGUGCCUUUAUCAGACGUUCCAUCAGCCACGUCUUUUUCCAAUUCGUGUACGAGACGGAGAGGCAUAACGGUAUCGCCGAGCUUCUCGAGAUCCUCGGCUCCAUCAUCAACGGUUUCGCCCUUCCAUUGAAGGAAGAGCACAAGACGUUCCUCACCCGUGCCCUCAUACCUCUGCACAAGGCCAAGUCUCUUGCCCUGUACCACCCCCAGCUCGCCUACUGUGUCGUCCAAUUCCUCGAAAAGGACCCCAGUCUGACAGAGGAGGUCGUGCUCGGCUUGCUGAGGUACUGGCCCAAGGUCAAUUCACCAAAGGAGGUCAUGUUUUUGAACGAGGUGGAAGAGAUUUUGGAUGUGAUUGAGCACAGCGAGUUUAUCAAGAUUAUGCAGCCGCUGUUUGUGCAGCUGGCGAGGUGUAUCAAUAGCUCCCAUUUCCAGGCAAGUCGUCUCCCCAGUGUUGCGGAACGAGCACUCUAUUACUGGAAUAACGAGUACAUUGUCAACCUGAUGGGCGAACACAUCAGUAUCGUCCUUCCAAUCGUUUUCCCCGCGCUCUACCAAAAUUCCAAGUCGCACUGGAAUAGGACGAUUCACGGCAUGGUGUACAAUGCUCUGAAAUUGUUUAUGGAUAUGAACCAGGAGGUGUUUGAAGAGUGUCAGAACAACUACCGGGCACAGCGCAAGGCCGAAUCCGACAAGGCCCUGGAGCGCUACGACGAAUGGAUCAAACUCCGCUCCCAAGCCACCACCAACUGGCACCAGACCCACCCCAACGCGCCCUUACCCGCCUCACUAACAGAACCUCCUCCCGAGCGCCCCGAGCCGUACGAGGAAGAACCGAUCAUGGACGUGUCGGUGGAUAUGACGGCGAAUGGGUUUGAUCCCAGCGAGAGCUUUACGUUGGAUAGGAGUAUGGCGGAGGAGCAUGUGCCCCUUGCUGAUCCCGGAGUCGACCGGGCGCCUAUGAGUCCGGCGUCACCGACACAAGCUGGCCCUGGUCAUCCCCAACAAGGAGGACCUGCGGAUGGGACACCGCCCCAUAUGAGAAGAAAGUCUGUGCUGCCGAUGGAUGCGGGUGUCAUGCGAGAUCUCCAGGUAAGCAAGGACCGCCCUGUUGGAUAA